AUGCUUUCUUUCGCAUACCUUGUGUGCGGACUAGGAGCUUUCUUGCCAUUAGUCGCUGCCAAUCCGGAGGUCAUCCAACGAGAUGUUGUGAUCAUUGGUGGAGGUGCUUCGGGUGCCUAUGCUGCCGUCCGCUUGCGCGAUGACUUCAAUAAGAGCAUUGCGCUGAUCGAGAAGGAGGCAAGGCUGGGCGGUAUGGUCGACACAUAUGUUGAUGAGAAAACUGGCGCCAUCUACGACUACGGCGUGGACAGUUUCCUCAACAUCAGCAAUUCGAUGGACUUCUUUGCCCGGUUUAAUAUUCCGGUCACCACUAACUCGACUACUUCCACCGCAACAACUGAGUAUUUCGACUUCAACACCGGCAAAGAGGUUGGCUUCAAUGCGCCGUCGACAACUAUCCAGAUAGAAGCUAUUGCAAAGUUCCUCAAGGUGAUCGAGCCGUGGGAGUCGAUGUUGCGACCAGGUUACUGGAAUUUCCCUGAGCCCAAAAGCAUCCCCGCGGACUUCCUGAUCACCUUCGGCGAGUUUCUCACCAAGUAUGGCGUUGAGAAGGCCGCGCCUCUCAUGUACUCAACAACCGGUCUUGGUGUGGGUAACAUGAGCGAGGUCGCAACCAUGUUUGCGCUGCAAGCAUUUGGAUGGGACAUGGCACGCGCCAUGGUUGGCGAAAUGGCAUUGUACAAGCCGGUUUCCGGCGGUAACCAGGCUCUUUAUAACGCUAUCGAAAAAGACCUUGGCGAUGAUGUGUUUUAUUCCAGCACAGUGAUUGAGAGCAGUCGCUCCGACCACGGCGUCUUCCUCACCGUUCGCAACCACAAGACGGGCGAGCUCACACGUAUCGCUGCGCGUCGCCUCCUCGUCGCCAUCGAGCCCAGCGAAAGCAACAUGAAGCCUUUGGACCUUAGCCCCUCCGAGUGGAAUACCUUGUCCAAGUUCGAUUUCUCCAACGAAUAUUGUGGCUUGGUCGACAACGCCGCUUUCAACACAAGCUACCUGUAUUCUAAUCUACCCUCCACUGCUGCUCCAAACCACUACCUCGUCUUCCAGAAUGAGCCUAUGGUCCAAAGCUUCGAAUACAGUGGCCUUGAUCACCUUUUCCGUGUGAUGAUCAUCGGUAACAAAACUACCACGGCUGCUGAUGCUAAGGUUUUGGCCCAGGAUAGCUUCAACACACUGCUGAAGUCCGGACGCCUGUCCGGCUCAACUGAGAGUCAGGAGCUGAGCUGGGCUGCAUUUGCUACCCACGGACCUAUGCACGCCCGAGCGAGUGUCGAAGAUGUCAAGGCUGGUUUCUACCAGGACCUUUAUAAGCUCCAAGGUGCUCGGUCGACUUGGUGGACUGGUGGAGCUUUUUCGGUGAACUUCCAGACUACGCUUUGGGAGUUUGAUGAAGGUCUUUUCCCUAAGAUCCUCAAAGGACUUUAA
Penicillium pulvis is the source of this 1425-nucleotide messenger RNA. RefSeq lists its product as uncharacterized. Lineage: Eukaryota; Fungi; Ascomycota; Eurotiomycetes; Eurotiales; Aspergillaceae. The record is from RefSeq and is a predicted model, not a curated record. Bases 1 to 1425 code for a protein of 474 amino acids. The transcript is spliced from 2 exons. Gene Ontology annotation, molecular function: oxidoreductase activity.